Pochonia chlamydosporia 170 is the source of this 3696-nucleotide messenger RNA. RefSeq lists its product as hypothetical. Gene Ontology annotation, molecular function: clathrin-cargo adaptor activity. Bases 1 to 3696 code for a protein of 1231 amino acids. The transcript has 5 exons. Gene Ontology annotation, biological process: intracellular protein transport; clathrin-dependent endocytosis. The record is from RefSeq and is a predicted model, not a curated record. Gene Ontology annotation, cellular component: AP-2 adaptor complex; membrane coat. Lineage: Eukaryota; Fungi; Ascomycota; Sordariomycetes; Hypocreales; Clavicipitaceae.
AUGUCGGCUCCCGGAAGCGGCUUUCUGGGCCGCUCAAGCAGUAGCAAUGCCAACAUGCGAGGUUUGGUCCAGUUUAUUGCCGACUUGAGAAACGCCCGGGCUCGCGAGUUGGAAGAGAAGCGCAUCAACAAGGAACUCGCCAAUAUCCGACAAAAGUUCAAGGACGGCAACCUCAGCGGCUACCACAAGAAGAAAUAUGUCUGCAAACUGCUGUACAUUUACAUUUUGGGAUGGAACGUUGACUUCGGUCACCUCGAGGCCGUGAACCUCAUCUCGGCGCAAAAGUACUCCGAAAAACAGAUUGGCUACCUCGCCAUGACCCUCUUCCUCCACGAGAAGCACGAGCUGCUGCAUCUUGUCGUAAACAGCAUUCGCAAAGACCUGUUGGACCAUAAUGAGCUUUUCAACUGCUUGGCUUUGCAUGCCAUUGCUAAUGUCGGCGGACGGGAGAUGGGCGAAGCCCUUAGCUCCGAGGUCCAUAGACUACUCAUUUCACCGACCUCAAAAUCAUUUGUCAAGAAAAAGGCUGCCCUGACGCUGCUGCGACUCUACCGCAAAUAUCCCGACAUUGUCUCUCCCCAAUGGGCCGAGCGCAUUAUUCACCUCAUGGAUGAUGCUGACUUGGGAGUUGCCCUGUCUGUCACCUCGCUUGUCAUGGCACUUGCCCAGGAUAACCUCGAGGGAUACAAGGGGGCUUAUGCCAAGGCGGCCGCUCGACUCAAGAGGAUCAUUAUUGAUGGCGAAUACACCACCGACUACCUCUACUACAAGGUUCCCUGCCCAUGGCUGCAAAUCAAACUGUUGAGACUGCUCCAGUACUUCCCGCCGUCUGACGACACCCACGUCCGUGAAAUGAUUCGAGAGUCGUUGCAGAGAAUUCUGAACCUGGCAAUGGAGGCCAACAAGAAUGUUCAACAGAACAAUGCCCAAAACGCCGUCUUGUUCGAAGCCAUCAAUCUCAUCAUCCAUCUCGACACGGAGCAUGCGCUCAUGAAACAGAUUUCUUCUCGACUGGGCCGAUUCAUUCAGAGCAGGGAGACCAACGUACGAUACCUGGGUCUAGAGGCAAUGACACAUCUUGCGGCCCGAACCGAAACCCUGAUACCCAUCAAACAACACCAAGACAUAAUCCUGGGCUCACUCAAAGACAGAGACAUUAGCGUUCGCAGAAAGGGGUUGGAUCUUUUGUACAGCAUGUGUGACGCUACUAAUGCCAGAAUCAUUGUUGGUGAAUUGCUGCAUUUCCUCCAAAAUGCCGACUUUGCCAUUCGUGAAGAAAUGGUUCUUAAGAUUGCCAUUCUCACGGAGAAGUAUGCCACCGAUGUGCAGUGGUACGUUGACAUUUCGCUCCGCCUGAUUGCCAUGGCUGGUGAUCACGUUAGCGAUGAAGUCUGGCAACGCGUGAUUCAAAUCGUCACGAAUAACGAGGAGCUUCAGGUCUAUGCGGCGCAAACUGCUUUGCAAUACGUCAAGUCCGACCACUGCCACGAGACGUUGGUCAAAAUUGGCGCGUACAUUCUGGGCGAGUUUGGCCACCUGGUUGCCGAUCAAACGCGCUGCAGCCCAAUCGAGCAGUUUAUGGCUCUCCAGGGAAAGCUGUCUGGGUGCUCGCCCAGCACCAGGGCCAUGAUUUUGUCAUGCUUCAUCAAGUUCGUCAAUUUGUUCCCUGAGAUCAAGCCGCAACUGCUCCACACAUUUGAGGUGUACAGUCACACGUUGGACUCCGAAAUGCAGCAGAGGGCCUGCGAAUAUCUGACCUUGGCGAACCUGCCCACGGACGACCUGCUGAGGACAGUGUGCGAUGAGAUGCCACCGUUCCCUGAGCGAGAGUCUGCACUUCUUUCCCGACUCCACCAAAAGCAUGCCAACACCAGUGAUCGACGGACCUGGGUCGUCGGAGGCAAGGACGCCAAUGCUGAUGGCACCGAGCUGGGCAUGGCCAAGCCAGGAGGUCUUAAGAGAACCUUUAGCUCUGCUGCUGCGAUGAAUGGCGGCAAGGCCAAUGGGAACGCUAACGGUGCCAAUGAUCUUGCUGGCCUGGAUAUGAAUGCGCCAUCACCGUCGGAACCCAAGAUGCUCAAGGCUCCCAAUCUGGCUAGCGCCGCUCACCUGUCUCCUGGCUGGGAAAAGGGCUUCAACAAACUCAUUCUUCGAUCAGACGGCAUCCUGUAUGAAGAUGGUCAAGUCCAGGUUGGCGUGCGAUCCGAGUACCGCGGUCAGAUGGCUUGUCUCAUCACAUACUUCUCCAACAAGUCGCCGUCGCCCAUGACGUCCUUUACAACCACUCUCGACCUGGACGAAAGUGAGAAGAGCAAACUCACUUGGGACGUCAAGGGCCUUCCCGACAGCACCAUUGCCCCCGGUGGACAAACGCAACAGGUCGUCAUGUUUGAAUCCAAAAGGAUAUUCGAAAAGAGCCCAACCGUGCGCAUCAGCUAUCUCGCAGGCGCUCUGCAGGCUGUGACGUUGAAGCUGCCCGUUGCCGCACACAAAUUCAUGGACCCCGCAGACCUCUCGGCCGAAGACUUCUUCAAACGCUGGAAGCAGAUCGGAGCCGGUCCGCGCGAGGCACAGGAGAUAUUCGGUCUUGCCGGCCCCAAGAACAACACCAGAGAGAUUACGGAGAAAUUUGUCAUCAAUACCGUAGAGGGCUUCCGAUGGCGUGUCCUGGACAUGGUUGACCCCAACCCGAAGAACAUUGUUGGCGCCAGCGUGUUGCACACUUCAGAGGGAGGAAAGUUUGGCUGUCUUUUGCGUCUGGAACCAAAUUAUUCUACUCAGAUGAUCCGGAUGACAAUCCGUGCCACCGACGACUCGGUUCCGACAAUCAUGUUGAAACUCAUGCAGGAGAGACUCUCUCAGGGCAUCUCAACUGUUCCCGAGUACCUCGAUCUUACAGAACACUCCAAGCUCGACGAACUACGGACAACCAUUCAGCUCCUCAAGGAUAUCCAAGCCCCCCUGAAGUUGAUCGUUGCCGGGAACCACGACUUCACACUUGACGAAUCUGCGUUUGAGAAGAAACUAGCCGAGGCGGAUCGUAUUGCGGGUGAGCCCAUCGACCGGGGUCUUGUGAGGGAUCAAUUUGGACAUCCUGGUGAAGCUCAACGGUUGCUGGAAGAUGCGGCAGAGGAUGGGAUAGCUUUUCUGCGUGAAGGGACGUAUUCCUUCUCGCUUCAGAAUGGAGCACGUCUCAAGGUCUACGCGAGCCCGUAUACGCCAUCCAAUGACGGAAACUGGGCGUUUCAAUAUACGGGCGAGCAUUCAUUCGACAUUGAGCCCAGUACGAGUGUGGUCAUGACGCAUGGCCCGCCGCACGGCAUUCUAGAUAGGACGGAGGAUCGGAAACGGAUUGGUUGCCCUGGGCUGUUUGAAGCUGUGGCGAAAAAGAAGCCCCUGGUGCAUUGUUUCGGACACGUUCAUCACGGAUGGGGUGCCAAGUUGGUUUCGUGGCGGAAGCAAAUGACAGAGAAGCCGUCUCAUUUUACAGAUGUUGAUAAUGAAGCGUCGAUUGUUAUCGACAGUCUUGCUUCGCUGGGGGAUGGAGGGGAUGAGAGGCAAUUUCGCCAGACGAGUCAUUGCUCUGGAGAUGAGUACCCGGCUGGAGAUGGCAAGACGCUGUUCGUGAAUGCUAGCAUCAUGGGGGAUGAGGGACAGAUGCCCUGGGGUAUGGAUAUUGAGUUGCCGCCAAUAUGA